ACAUCACUCGCUUACUCUCCACGCGUGACAGCCACCAGAUCCCAAUUCCAACGCCCCGCCAGCUGAAGCUCCAGGUUUAAGGCCGCCGCCGCCACCGCCGCAGCAGAGAAGAAAAGAGAUGUCAUACCUUCUGCCUCACCUUCAUUCCGGCUGGGCUGUUGACCAGGCUAUCCUUGCUGAAGAGGAACGACUUGUUCUCAUCAGGUUCGGACAUGAUUGGGAUGAGACCUGUAUGCAGAUGGAUGAAGUGUUAGCAUCAGUUGCUGAGACAAUAAAGAACUUUGCUGUGUUAUACUUGGUUGAUAUAACUGAGGUGCCUGAUUUUAAUACAAUGUAUGAGUUGUAUGAUCCAUCCACAAUUAUGUUCUUCUUUAGGAACAAGCACAUCAUGAUUGAUCUUGGUACUGGAAACAACAACAAGAUCAACUGGGCAAUGAAGGACAAACAGGAAUUCAUUGACAUUGUCGAAACUGUGUAUCGUGGUGCAAGAAAAGGUCGUGGUCUAGUCAUUGCACCCAAAGAUUACUCUACCAAGUAUCGAUAUUGAUUACUUGUUUGUCAUGCAUUUGGACAAAUACUGAUAGCACACCUAAUAUUACGCAUGUAUAACUAAUAUCUUGUUGCCGACUUCAUAUUUUUCUGAUUGCACACAGUUACACCUGAUUGUAGACUGUAAAACUAAUAUCAGGUGGCUGAAGAUUUCUUUCUGAGACUGUAUUUUAGUCCUUGGAUUCAAUAAUCAGGUGUGUUCUUAGCAUGUAUCUUUUA
Molecule: messenger RNA, 768 nt
Organism: Coffea eugenioides
Lineage: Eukaryota; Viridiplantae; Streptophyta; Magnoliopsida; Gentianales; Rubiaceae
Product: thioredoxin-like protein YLS8
Exons: 3
Coding region: 119-547 (142 amino acids)
Biological process (GO): mRNA splicing, via spliceosome
Cellular component (GO): spliceosomal complex; U4/U6 x U5 tri-snRNP complex; U5 snRNP
Source: RefSeq, a predicted model, not a curated record